Scylla paramamosain (green mud crab) is the source of this 1890-nucleotide messenger RNA. RefSeq lists its product as uncharacterized. The coding region runs from base 1126 to 1692 and encodes 188 amino acids. The record is from RefSeq and is a predicted model, not a curated record. The transcript is spliced from 7 exons. Lineage: Eukaryota; Metazoa; Arthropoda; Malacostraca; Decapoda; Portunidae.
AGUUCCCCACAGUUGGUUGGUGCGGAAGGUCACGUGAUGGCCUGCUCUCUCUCUCUCGCCGCCACCACCACCGCCACCACCACCACCACCACCAUCACUCUCACCUCUCCCGCUCUCCCGCAGCCGGCCUAGUAGUGAGAUCUGAGAUUAAUAAGUGAGAGAGAGAGAAAGAGAUUUGUGUGUAACUUCCUAAGGCGUUUUGUUGUUUAAUUUGUUUACUACUAAAGGAGAGAAAGAGAGAGAGAGAGAGAGAAAGAGAGAGAAAAAUAUUAUCGUGAUUUUUUCGGUUUAAUUUCUUAAAUUUUUUUGUUCUUUUUCUUUUUUUUUGUUUGUGUUUGAUUCGUUUGUUAUUGUUGUUGUUGUUGUUGUUGUUUUUGUUGUUGUUGGUUUAUGUCACACAAACAAAGUGCGCGUUUGAAAAUUGAGUUGUGAUUUUGUAACUGCACCGAGGAAGAAGAAGAAGAAGAAGAAGAAGAAGAAGAAGAAGAAGAAGAAGAAGAAGAAGAAGAAGAAGUAAUAUAUAUAUAGAGAGAGAGAAAAAAAAAAGGGAGAAAGAGGAAGAGAGGGUGGAUAAGAAAUUAUUCAUACCACUUAGUAACCUGAGAUAGAUAGACAGACAGACAGAUAGAUAGAUAGAUAGAGAGAGAGAGAGCGAGAGCAAGAGCGAGAAAAAAUUGAGAUAAAUAGAGCAAGAGAGAAAAAGAAAGAAGGAAGGAAGGAAGGGAGAGGAGAGAGAGAGAGAGAAAGAGAGAGAGAGAGAAUAAAAAAUAAUACAUGCAUAUAUGAAUCUUUUAAACCGUGCAUAAUAGAAAAACAGAAGAGAGAGAGAGAGAGAGAAAAAAAGAGACAUAUUAAAAAAAAAAACAAGAAGGAAAAGAUACACUAAAGAAAAUAUAAAAAAAAGGAGAUAGAGAUAGAGAUACACAUAACACCAAAACUGACGUAAAGAAACGCAAGAAAAAAAGAGAGAAAGAGAGAAAGAGAGAGAAAGAGAGAGAGAGAGAGAGAGACAGCGAUAGAUAAGCAAGGAGAAAAGAUAUUCAGCUGAUAACACUCGCUCCCAUCACCACCACCACCACCACCACCACCAUCACCACCACCACCACCACCACCACUGACAGGAGGAUGGAUACGACACUCCUGGCUACCACACUACUGCUGCUGCCCUGUCUUCACGCCGUGGCCGCAGGCCUGCGCAUCACCAAGGUGGAGGUGCCGCGCUACCUGAUCGUGGGCAAGCAGGCGACGUUGCGCUGCCACUUGGCGUUGGAGGGGGACGUGCUGUACUCCCUCAAGUGGUGGAAGGACGGGAAGCAAUUCUACCAGUACAUUCCACAGAACAACCCCCCCAAUGUGGUGUUCACCGUGCCGGGCAUCACCGUUAAUCCCCAACACGCGGAGCUGAACGAGGUGGAGUUGGUGGAUGUGCAAACGACUUCCACGGGGCAGUACAAGUGCGAAGUGGUGGCGGAGGGACCCACGUUCAACACUGACGUAAUGGCUGCUAACAUGACAAUCCUGGACACGCCAGACGAGCCUCCACGAAUCACAGGACUCGAGCCAAACUACAGGGACGGGGAGACAAUUGCCCUCAACUGCACCUCCAGCCGCUCCCGCCCCCCGCCGCCCUCACCUGGGCAAUCAACGGACGCCAGGUGGGGCCGGAACACCUGCUCACGUACCCUGUGGUGAGCGAGGGGAAGCCGCCUCUACACACCUCCACUUUGGGCCUCUCCCUCACGGCGCGCCCUCACCUCUUCGCGGGGGGCACCCUUGACCUCAGGUGUAGCGCCACUCUGCACGAGUACGUGUGGCGAAGCGACGUGACGGCCACACUAGACAAUGUGACCUACAGCCAACCACACCACCUGCCCACCCUCUCCAAGACCA